AAAGCACCACCUCAGUGUCUGCUUCCACCCACCAGAUCAUGGUCCAUCCUCACCAUACACACACAUUAACACACAGUGCUCGUCAGCCAGCUCCAGUUUCUUUGACCUAAAGGACAGUCAGUAGCGCCAAGAGCCUUGGAGUUCCUCAGACAGGAUGGGCCUCCGGCUACUGCUCACAUCCACGCUCCUGUUGAGCUGGACGGCUUCGAAUUCAGCUUUAAAAAUAACAUCUGUGAACCUGUCCAUCGAGCCCAAUGCUAAUGUGAUUCGAAACACCAGUGUGACUUUAAGAUGCAAAGCCGGGGUUCUCGCUUAUGGGACGGAGGCACCGAAUCGAGUGUAUACCAUAUACAAAGAUGACAAUGUAAUCUAUAACAAGACAACCAGCUCCUCUGAGGAUUUUUUCUACAACCUGCCUGAGGCCAGAGUCUCCAACAAUGGCAAAUACAGGUGCAUGACAAACAUCAUGGGAGAGAAGAAGGCCAGUGAAGUUGUAACACUCACAGUGACAGGCAUGUCAACGCCCAUUCUUCGCCUAAACAAAGCGAAUAUCACUGAAGGGGAAGUUGUAACAGCCACAUGUUUAGCACCUGGCGAGACGGGUUCCCUUUUGUUCAGCUUCUACGAUGGCUCCAAAGAAGUCGACAAGAUAGGGUUGAACUCCAACUCAGUCGGGUUUCGCCCUAAAGGCGUUGGGGACCACAUUAUUCACUGCUCCUACUCUGUCUUCAUCAUGCCAAACGUAUUCAAGUCCCAACGAAGCAACGUAGUCACUGUUAAAGUUAAAGAGCUUUCCCUUGAGCCAAUCCUGAAGAUUUCCCCUCAGAAUAUCGUCUAUGAAGGUGACACUCUCAACAUCACUUGCUCGGUUAGUGAUUAUAGGGCGGACUAUCGAGAUGCAGAGCUGCUCCUGAGUCAGGGCAACAAAAUACUCCAGAGAGGAAACACAUCUAUCCAUGUUAGCUGGACUGCAUGUGCAACAUCCCUAAAGCUCACCAUUGAAUGCUGGUUGUAUGUGGGAAAUGUAGCCAAAGUCGACAACAAGACAGUUCCAGUGAUUGAGCUGUUCUCAGUGCCCACUCUCAAGAUGUCUCCUCCCGAGGUCUUUCAAGGGGAUUCAAUUCGACUAAUCUGCCAAAGCGAGAGAUUGUCUUAUAAUAGACUUGGAGGAGAAAACCUUAUUUACAGUCUUGAGCCUCUCGAGUACCACAUGUCUCGAGCAGGGAAUGGAGUAUUUGCUGGCAAUGCCAAGACAAUUGAUUCCAACUAUACAUGUACAGCAGCUGCAAAGGGCAUCAAGAAGAAGAGUAAUGUUUUGACUAUUCGUCCUAAAGUUUCUCUCUCGGCUCCAAAAAUCUGGGUCUCUGGGACUGCAAUCCUCGGGAGGAAAAUCGAAAUCUUCUGUCUGUCGAAUACAGGCACCCCACCCAUUACCUACACCCUAUGGAAGACUAAUGAACAAAAACAAAUUGCCAUAGUUCAGGAGUUGAGUAAACCGGCUAACUUUACAGUCUACAUCAGUCAACCUGAAGAACUUAUCAAAUACUUUUGCAGUGCAAAUAAUGGCGGCAAGAAGCCUUACUCAAGUGACAAACUCCAUGCAGCUGUCAUUGAGCCUAUGACCGAAGCACAUCUGAUGGUCCUUCCUAUCUCAGGAGAUAUCUCGGAGGGAAACUCGGUCACCCUUAUCUGUUCUUUCAAAGGCACACCACCUGUAACAGUUAGGUGGUUCCGGGAUGGCGAUCCAAAUGCACUGGAGACCACAACCACAAAAAUUAACACCACAAACUACCCAUUCAUUCUGUCUAAAGAGCACAGCGACAAGUACUACUGCAAGGCUGAGAACCGUGCCAACUCUGUUGAAAGUAACAGAGUCAACUUAGUAGUCGGCAUGGCGAUGUGGAAGAAAUUACUGAUUCCCGGAAUCGUAAUACUGGUGGUGCCCUCACUGGUGUUGGUGGGCUUUGUGCUGUUCAUCAGAUCCAGGAGAGGUAAAAGAGAAACUGCUGCUGAAUUGUCAGUAAAGCCUGCGAGCCCUAAAUCAGAUGACUCUUUAACAGUGACUCUAACCCACGACACAGAGGUUUAUAAUGCAGCCACAGACGCAGCGUCGUUCUAUGAUGACAAGGAGGGGAGAGUGGCCAAUGGGACGCGAGGUAGCGUUGCAUCGCUUCCUGCAGACAUCAUCAACAGGAGCAGCUGCAGUAUCCCAGCCUCAGUGUAGAGACAGCAUGCACUAUCUUUAAGGAAAAUCAAACUCUGAAAGACUUUUGAGAGAAACACAGGAGGCAGUAAUCCUGUCUGACGUUUUGAAGGAUUUGGACUCUAUGAUUACUCUGUAAAGCGGAGGGGCCUUUUUUGUUUUUAUCCUUUUUAAUGACAAUAAAUAAACCAGGUCCCACUGCUCCCUCUCCCCUCCUCCUGCAGUCUUUACCCUAACAAUCUGUUUCUUGUGCCUGUGUUGUGUGUCACUGCUUGCUUCUUUCUUGUUGCGUCUGUUCAUCUAAUCUGCAUAAAGUAAGUCUGAUGACACCGAUCUGUACAUACUGUCACAGGGAAUUUGUGUAUAUAAUUUUGGUUGAUCACCGGACUGAUGAUUGAGAGCAGUUCUGUAGAAUAAAGGUGUUUGUUUUAUUUA
Girardinichthys multiradiatus is the source of this 2638-nucleotide messenger RNA. It is a transcript of the gene pecam1b, whose product is annotated as platelet and endothelial cell adhesion molecule 1b. Lineage: Eukaryota; Metazoa; Chordata; Actinopteri; Cyprinodontiformes; Goodeidae. Gene Ontology annotation, biological process: cell surface receptor signaling pathway. Gene Ontology annotation, molecular function: transmembrane signaling receptor activity. The record is from RefSeq and is a predicted model, not a curated record. The transcript has 12 exons. The coding region runs from base 155 to 2224 and encodes 689 amino acids.